GCCAGAUUACAGCUAAGAAAAUCCCGCCGCUCACAGCGACCAAAUUUAAAUCCCCUCCCUACAUGGGGACAAUUAAAGAAAUUGACCAUAGAAGGGCAACGGCUUGUCCUUCAAGCAGGAAAGCCUUUAAACCCCGAAAACUUGUUUUUAGCUUUAUGUGCCUUGCUCACCGUUGCAUCGGGGACUGAGUCUUCCAGAUCCAAAGAAAAUAACUGACGGAGCUCCUAUAUUUCAACAAAAGACGGCUCUCUUGUGGUGGGGAGAUGGUGGAAUCGCUAACCCUGCUGUUGCAGCCGAAGAAUACCCUCAUCACCUUCAAAAUCAUAUUUGGAAGAUCCCAGCCGCUAUGCAACCUGUAACCUUGUACAAUGUUUCAUAUUCAGGGACUAGUCGAUCUGUAUCUACUACUUAUAAUUUUACUAGGUUUAAAAUGUAUAAUAUUACUGUUUGUGCACCUCUACCUUAUGUCUUUUUAGUGGGAACUUUUAAUUUUACACAUUUUUCUUGUACUUGUUUAAAUUGUCAAUUGUUUACAUGCUUAAAUAGCACACUAAAUUUCACUAAGCCUUAUACAGUUAUGCUGUUACAACAAAAAACUCAUAUUUGGUUGCCUGUAAAUUUAACUCGACCAUGGUCUCAAGACCCGGUAAUUUCUGUUACUACUGAAUUUUUUAAACAUCUGUUAAAACGUACAAAAAGAUUUAUUGGAAUAGUGGUUGCUGUACUGUUAAGUCUGAUAACUGUAGCCUCCCUAGCAGCAGUCUCAGGAAUAGCUUUACAAACCUCUUUGCAAGAAAAACAUGUUGUAGAAUUAUGGCAUGAAAAUUCUCAUGAACUUUGGUUAACUCAGUGGCAAAUAAACGCCAGACUACAACAACAAAUAGACCUCCUUAAACAAACAGUUGAAUGGAUGGGUAGAAAAAUAUUGGCUCUUCAGCAUCAAGUGUUUUUAAAAUGUGAUUGGAAUUCAACUACUUUCUGUAUAACCCAACGACCUUAUAAUCAGACAGAACAUGAAUGGGAAAUGAUUAGAAUGUAUUUAAAUGGAAACACCUCUGCCCAGGAGGAAAUAGAAUCUUUGCAUAAUCAAAUUGACAAGGAUUUUGCAAAGCAAAAUGAUGAUGAAUCUCUAGCACAAUUCGCGCAAUUGCUUGCUCAAUCUUUGAAAGGAUUAGAUUCCAAAGGAAUCUGGCAGAGCAUUACCCACACUUUUAGUGGCAUGGGACUUAGUUUAAUUAUAGUUCUCAUUGCCAUAGUUCUUGUGUAUUUUUACUGCAUAAGACGAAAUACUAUUAAUAACCUGAUCUUAUGGAGAUUGUUGUUAAAAAAUAAAAAGGAAGGAAGUGUGGGGGAUGAGGUGUCACUUUGUAGGCCCAACCCCCUCUAACCUGCAAUUUACAAUAGCCGCCCUGGUAUGCGAGAAGGAGGUAGAACGGGAAUGCCUGUUCUCAGUGAGCCCUCACCCUCUGGAAUCCAUACUGUGAGCUGGCUUUGUUUUGCAGAAGUCUUGAGGAAGUGGCUGGCCACCCUUUGUGACACUAACAGCAGACAAAUUAACAACAUUCUUGAGCUAAUGAAUUUCUUCCUGGGCUAGAGAAGUUGUGAGAACUGGUUGUGAUUAUUUACUUCACUUAGAUAGUUUUAGAAUAAACAUUGUAGUCUGUCACGUUGUAGCUUGCCACAAAGAAUGCCUUUUCACUACUUAAUUAUCUGGGCUCUGUGAAUUGAUCGGGUUUACUAUAUAUGAAUCCUAAAAUAAAGA
This is a messenger RNA of Cavia porcellus (domestic guinea pig), 1762 nucleotides long. Its product is annotated as endogenous retrovirus group K member 18 Env polyprotein-like. The coding region runs from base 347 to 1387 and encodes 346 amino acids. The transcript is spliced from 2 exons. The record is from RefSeq and is a predicted model, not a curated record. NCBI's taxonomy places the organism in Eukaryota, Metazoa, Chordata, Mammalia, Rodentia, Caviidae. Gene Ontology annotation, molecular function: structural molecule activity.